Messenger RNA from Arachis stenosperma, 1585 nucleotides. Its product is annotated as zinc finger CCCH domain-containing protein 6. Gene Ontology annotation, molecular function: metal ion binding. NCBI's taxonomy places the organism in Eukaryota, Viridiplantae, Streptophyta, Magnoliopsida, Fabales, Fabaceae. The coding region runs from base 190 to 1443 and encodes 417 amino acids. The record is from RefSeq and is a predicted model, not a curated record. The transcript has 4 exons.
CACCCAAUAACUGCGAUACAUAGGAGGCUGCUGCAGAGCCCUAUUCUUUCUUUCUUUCUUAUAACUUAAAAGAUAUUAUAUUAUUUAUAUCCUCUCGUCUUACCUUCCAGUCUUUCUCUGCCUUCGUCUUCGUCUUCGAGUGUGUCUGACUAGGGUUUACUCUCUCAUCUUCAUUCCUUACCCUUAACUAUGCGUGGAUUACACAAAUCGAAAAGAGUUUCAUGGGCCUCCGAUUUAGAUCUUUGUCAGAUUAGGUUAUUCUUAUCAGAGGAAUCUCCUUCUCAAGUUGGUUUAAAUUCUCAAGAUCACCUCCAAGCAAAGACAUCAUUGCUAUUACCUCCAGGAGGAACAAGUUCUGAUGACUUUCUACCUCCUGGAUUCGAGGGAACCCAAGCGUCGACCCAUUUUGAGGUUGAUCUGUCUCAAAUACCAGUGUCUAGGUGGACUACACCAUGCAAGAUUAUACUUAAUUUAGCGUGGCAAGUGGUGGCUGGGGAAGAAAGCAAGGAGGUAGAAGAUCAAUGUCAGAGGGAGAUGAGAGUACUUGAAGCAAUUUAUCCCCGCCCAUCCUCUAUUCCUCCAAACCCAUCUGUUUCAGCGGAUGUCGAGGCUUCCCAGUGCAUUGAUAGCCAAACUACCUUGAUACCAAUUACACCUAUGGAAGAUGAAGAUGCUGCAACUGAUUCUAUCUCACAAUCUAAUUCUUUUGAAUUACCUCCUGGCAUACCAAAUGGUCCAAACCCCCAUACAAGUGUGCAGUUAGCUCAUGGCUCAUUAUCUGAUGCAUUAACUAGUGUGAUGAAGAAUAAUGAACAUGGGAAUUUGAUUGAUCCUGAAUUAUUCAAUAAUAUUCUCAAAAACCCAGAAGUGAUUGAGAAACUGGUUAGAGAUUAUGGAGCCUCUAACAGUUUGCAGAGUGCAAAUAAUCCGGGGUCAUCUUCAGUGACAUUUUCACAUCCAUCUCUUCCUAGUCAUCAAGUAGAAGCCAGUGCACCAGCAUCAGUUACAUUUUCGUCUCCUAACUAUCCUUCUUCAGGUGGAAAUCAAGUAGGACCUGUUUCUACCCAAUGGCUUCCUAGGCCUCCGAUGAGUCAAGCUACAAUUUCUUCUGCCUCAGACGUCUCUCUACCAAAGGAUGUAAAUUAUUACAAGAGCUUAAUUCAACAACAUGGAGAAGAGAGACAAGAAACCCACCCUUACACUGCUAACCGUCAAAUCCAGAGACCGAUGGUGAACCAUGAGACACCACAACACAAUUCUAGAUCAAGGGAAACUAAAUCCAAGAUAAUGAAACCUUGUAUAUUCUUUAACAGUUCUAGAGGAUGUCGAAAUGGUGCUAAUUGUGCAUACCAACAUGAUGUAACAUUCCAAUCACGAGGUAGUGCCGUGCCUUCGGUACAAAGUUCAAAGAGAAUGAAAAUGGAUAGUGAGAUCAGCAGUUAGAUGAACUCGGUUAUCAUUUUGAUGGUGUUGGAUGCAUGUAAUGCAACUUUUACGGUCAUUUGAUAAGUGAUUGUGAGCCUUGUUUCUCACUAGUAUUAAAGUUAAUACAUACGUUAUUUUUUAAUGGAAGGUUCCUUUACAC